This is a messenger RNA of Carya illinoinensis, 2257 nucleotides long. RefSeq lists its product as uncharacterized. Gene Ontology annotation, molecular function: protein binding. The record is from RefSeq and is a predicted model, not a curated record. The transcript is spliced from 9 exons. NCBI's taxonomy places the organism in Eukaryota, Viridiplantae, Streptophyta, Magnoliopsida, Fagales, Juglandaceae. The coding region runs from base 199 to 2136 and encodes 645 amino acids.
AUAAAAUGACAGGCUUGGCUUGUUCAUGGUAUGUGACCAAUUAUAUUGACUAUCUUUGUUAAUUGAUCGUUCACCAGCAAGGCAAAUACUUACUGCAGUACUGUAGAUUUUAGAGGCAGCAGUUUUGGAAGACAACCUGUCCAUUCCUCCAUCUCACUUUCAGCUGCAGGGUAUCUACGAGACUCUUUCCCAUCAAAUAUGUCAGGUAUUACUUUACAGGAUAUGUCAAGGGGGGCUGGAGCUAAUGAAAUAGUUGAGAGAGGAGACUGUUCAGACAACACAGGGCAAGAGAGGGAGGAUGAUUAUCCGAAAUUAGUCAAGGCUGUGCAAAGUAGUGAUUGGGAAACUGCAAGAGAUUUCCUCAAGCUCCACCCUGCUGCAUCGACAACAAGAAUUACUCUUCGGGGUGGGACGGUUCUUCACGCUGCUGUUGAAGCUGAACAAGAAUGUAUAGUGGAGGAGUUGGUCAAUAUGAUUUCGGAACAUGAUUUGGCAACGCAAGACGAUUUCAACAAUACAGCUCUACAUGAUGUAAGUAUUAAUGGGAAUCACCGGAUGGCAGAGUACCUGAUUACAAAGAACAAGAGCUUGGUUAGCGUUAGAAAUAGUGACGGAGAUCUUCCAGUUACUAGGGCCAUGGGCUUUGGGCAUAAAGAAUUGGGUCGCUAUCUCUAUUCUCAAACUCCAUUUAAAGAUUUGGAGGCAGAACAAGACCGCGAUGGUGCUUCACUUCUUAUCUGCUCUAUCUAUAACAGAGAUUUAGAUAUGGCUUUGGAUUUAAUGAAGCAUUGUCCUCGUUUGGCUUUUGCCUUGGGCCGAAGAAAAAUCUCCCCUUUGAAUGUACUGGCUGUUUCAACUGAAGCAUUCGAGAGUGAAAAUCGGCUGGUGUUUUGGAAACGAUGGAUCUAUAAUCGUAUAAACAUUUCAUUAGAUCGUGCUGCCGAUCAAUUCCGUUUGAACAUUCAAAAUUAUCAAGAAGAAACUAUCGGAUCAGGUAUACAUGAUAAUGACAUAAUCUCAAGUGUUGGUGCUACCGGAUUAGUGCGAGCUGAUCAUCUGUGGCGCCAACUAAUUUCAAGUCUCUUGAACCUUUUUGGAUUCAAGCGUUUAUAUGAAAUGAAGUUGGUACAAGCUCAAUUCCAACAACUUCUGUCUCGUAUGUGUGAAGCGAUAGCAACUAUUACAAGUCCAAAAAAGCAAUAUGAUAUUACUAGUCCACUAAUCAAACUUGCUAUCAGUAGAGGGAACUUCGAAUUUGUUUGUCAGAUACUCAAAGCAAAUUCUAGUCUUCUGAGUAUCUGUGAUGCUACUGAAGGAAGGGCCGUGUUCCAAUGGGCCGUCGUGUAUCGUCAACAUAAGAUCUUUAGCCUAGCAUACAACUUAAAAAUGAGGAAUUAUCUACUACGUACAGUAGAUAAUUUCAAGAAUACCAUGUUGCAUCUGGCAGGAACGUUACCAAAAUAUUCUCCUAUCGAUCACAUAAGAGGUGCAGCUUUGCAAAUGCAAAGAGAAGUUCAAUGGUUUAAGGAGGUGGAACGCAUUAGCCCUCUCUCUCAUAAGGACUAUUUAAACAAAGCCGGUUUGACUCCCAACCAAUUGUUUACGAAAGAACACCAAAAUUUGAGAAAAGAGGGAGAAAAAUGGAUGAAGGGUACUGCAACUUCUUGUACUGUGGUUGGCGCUCUCAUCAUUACCAUUAUGUUCACGGCAGCAUUUACCACUCCCGGUGGUAACGACCAAGAUACUGGCUUGCCAAUCCUCGUGCAUGACAAACUAUUUAAACUCUUUAUAGUAACUGAUUCUCUCUCGCUAUUUUCUUCCACGACUUCGGUAUUAAUGUUUUUGGGAAUCCUCACAUCACGUUAUGCAGAAGAAGACUUUCUUAGAUCCUUGCCCAGAAAGAUGAUUAUAGGCCUUUCCGCUCUCUUCUUCUCUAUUGCAACCAUGAUGAUAGCAUUUUCUGCUGCUCUUUUACUUAUGUUACGUGGAAAAUAUUGGAUCGCCGUUCCUAUCAUUGGUUUGGCUGGUAUUCCCAUUAUUCUAUUUGUAUUGAUGCAAUUUCGUCUUCUUAUUGACAUGCUUGUAUCAACCUAUGGAUCAGGCAUCUUUGAUAGGAAAAUGAAGCCUAGGUUUUGAAUUUUUACCUUAAUUGUUAUAAUGUUGUAUUGAUAUAUGGCAAAGUAAGCAAAAUUUAUGACUAUUUUUUAUUGGGACAAAUAGCUUAACUUAUGUCGCAUAUUUUGUUAUUCCUAUUUUA